Messenger RNA from Strongyloides ratti, 465 nucleotides. RefSeq lists its product as hypothetical. The transcript has 3 exons. NCBI's taxonomy places the organism in Eukaryota, Metazoa, Nematoda, Chromadorea, Rhabditida, Strongyloididae. The coding region runs from base 1 to 465 and encodes 154 amino acids. The record is from RefSeq and is a predicted model, not a curated record.
AUGUCUGAUGAUUUUAUUACUCCUAAAAAAAGUAAAACUUUUAAACCAAGUUUGGAAAUGACAAAAAAUGCUGUAGAAUAUUAUCAAAAAAUUGUUGACAUAGAUGGAGUCAGUGUAGAAAAUAAAAUGUCAUUGAUAAAACAAGCAAAGAUUACUAAUUCUACUGAAAAAAAAAAUAAAGUUAAAAAAAAAAAGUUUGAAACUAAAAAAAAUAACAAAACUAAAGAAAAUCAAGAAGAUGACUUUGAAAAAGGGUUACAAGCACUUGCUAAGUACAAAGAUGAACAAAUUGUAAUAGAGCUCCAGAAAAAGUCCAAUAUUAAUAUUCCGCGUGAAAUAGUUUCUGAGAAUGAAAUAAAGAAGGACUUUACAAAUCUAGAAUAUACACCAAAACAAAUUCAAGAUUUUUUUAAAAAUGUGUUUUAUGAUAUUCAUGAAAUGUUCAAACAAAAUAUUGUUAAUUAA